Molecule: messenger RNA, 557 nt
Organism: Elaeis guineensis (African oil palm)
Lineage: Eukaryota; Viridiplantae; Streptophyta; Magnoliopsida; Arecales; Arecaceae
Source: RefSeq, a predicted model, not a curated record
GUGCGGUCCAAGAGGCUAGUCCGUUCAAAAGCUCUCCUAGCGCGCCGAGCUCUGGAGGGUUUUUUUUCACGCACCGGCAGCGGUCUUUUUUUUCGCCGAACCGUUCCUGGGACGCCCACCUCAUCCCAGCUCUCCUCGCCGCCACCGCUCGCCGGUCUCCGCCGUCGCGUUCCUCUUCAGCGUCACCGGCGUCGGCCUCCCCCUUCACCUCCCUGCUCUCUUCGCUGCUACCUCCCACCGGCCUCCGCCGUCGUCUUCUUCUCUAUCGUCACCGGCGUCGGCCUUCCCCUCCGAUCUCCCUCAGGAGUUUUGUCCCUCCAAAGUUGACGGAGAGUCCUUCCUCCAUGGGGUCCUCUUCUAGUCAGGUCAACAAGGCUCACAAGAGCCGCUUCGCCUCCAAAGCUUCUCGCCAAGUCCAUAAGACCUCACGCACCGAUAAGAAGCGGAUCGCAAAGCCGGAUCACCACCGGAAUGCCGUGAAGGGCACUCGCGCUGCUCGAAUUCAGCAGAGCAAAAUGGUACGGCAAAGAUGUCAUUGCAAGCAACUUAGACUUUAG